Molecule: messenger RNA, 422 nt
Organism: Lactuca saligna
Lineage: Eukaryota; Viridiplantae; Streptophyta; Magnoliopsida; Asterales; Asteraceae
Source: the annotation of a GenBank genome assembly
AUGAAUUUCAAGCUACAAGGCACCGGUGAGAGUGAACUUAUGAAGCUCAUAUCUUCUCCAAGAUCUGGGAAACCACCAAGUGAUGCUCAAGGAGGAAACGAGGGGAGUGAAGAUGGUGUGUUGUCGUGUAGAGGCGCCGGUGACUGUGAAACAGAAGCAGAAGCAGUCAAAGAGGAAUCAACACUAAAAGCCCCAAAUUUAAGCGUACUGUUGAUAAUAUUGAUAGCAAGUUUCUCGUCGAAAAUCCGGUAUUAUCUUUCUCAAAUUUUAUGUUUUACGUAGAAUUAGAGCCCGCCUUCCGAAAUUCCUGAAGAAUAACUUAUGCUAAUUGGUCAAUUGAUGCUAUUUGAGGCUCUUAAUUUGAUUUGUUGUUGUAUAUUCCACUUUAUAACGAAUAUAGAUCUCAUGAUCAUGUUCAUUUA